Molecule: messenger RNA, 930 nt
Organism: Lodderomyces orthopsilosis Co 90-125
Lineage: Eukaryota; Fungi; Ascomycota; Pichiomycetes; Serinales; Debaryomycetaceae
Exons: 1
Coding region: 1-930 (309 amino acids)
Biological process (GO): inner mitochondrial membrane organization
Cellular component (GO): mitochondrial inner membrane
Source: RefSeq, a predicted model, not a curated record
AUGAAACAGCUAAUAAGAAAGUAUACUACAUCUACUCCUCAAUCCAUUACUUUUGAAAAACCACGAAUCACAGGGGCAGGUCCAUUUGCAGCACGUCCUCGUUUCCACGCAAUAGGUCACCCAUCAAACGUUCUUUCGAUAUCACUCCCACAAUCAUCAAGCAUCUACAUCUCCCAAAGCUCAACCUUAGCAGCAAACGUUGAACUAAGCACCAUUCAAUCAAAUGCGAAAUCAUUAUAUGGGGUCGUUUAUCAACAAUUGAAGUCUACUGAAUCGUCCAAUUUACUCGUUCAUGGGCAGAGUCAUUAUCGUGUCUUGGAUGCUGCUCUGCAGUGGACCGUGUUUGAUAGUCAGCGUAUAAUAGGCUGGACUGGAUCGGAUGUGGAGUUUAAAGGAUUGGCUUUGCAAACAAGUCAUAAUUCAGUUGAACUUUCGGGAAAGGGACAUAUUGUACUUGAUGGAACUUCGGAAAUAUUGAACUUGCAAGUGGAAGCAAACGAUGAAGUAUUGAUUAACCCGAAUGCAUUGAUUGCAGUCAACACAACCGCAAGAGCCAACCUCAAACCGGAAGUGUUGAACCCUGGGACUUAUGAACUACAUAAAUUAGAACUUCCUCAUUUCGAUUGGCCAUAUUGGAUAACGAACCCAAUCAAACAAAUACGAGCCACUGCCGAUCAACUCUUGCAUCAAUUGAAUCCACGUCAAAUUCUAGAUCCCAUCGCGCCAUAUUGGACGCCAGUACAAAGACAAUUUAGUAAAUUGUGGCAUUGGAUCUAUAUCAAAAUCAAUGGUCGUUUGAUUCGAAGAAACCCCAUAUAUUUCAAAAUUACGGGACCGGCUAACAUCUUGAUUGAUAAUCAACAAAUGUUGACAAAUAACAAAAUGUUUACUAGUAAGGAGAUUACCAAGCUAUUCAAACAACAAAAUUAA